Molecule: messenger RNA, 2022 nt
Organism: Rotaria sordida
Lineage: Eukaryota; Metazoa; Rotifera; Eurotatoria; Philodinida; Philodinidae
Source: the annotation of a GenBank genome assembly
AUGGGUGACUACUCGAAAGCACUUGAAUUUUACGAAAAAGCACACAAAAUCUACGAAAAAGCUCUGCCUCCGAAUCAUCCUCAUUUGGCUACUUCCUACAACAACAUCGGUCUCGUGUAUAACAACAUGGGUGACUACUCGAAAGCACUUGAAUUUUACGAAAAAGCAUAUAAAAUCUACGAAAAAGCUCUGCCUCCGAAUCAUCCCGAUUUGGCUACUUCCUACAACUAUAUCGGUGCAGUGUAUUACCACAUGGGUGACUACUCGAAAGCACUUGAAUUUUACGAAAAAGGUCUCGAAAUCACGAAAAAAGCUCUGCCUCCGAAUCAUCCCGAUUUGGCUAGUUCCUACAACAACAUCGGUGGAGUGUAUAACAGCAUGGGUGACUACUCGAAAGCACUUGAAUUUUACGAAAAAUCACUUAAAAUAAGAGAAAAAGCUCUGCCUCCGAAUCAUCCCGAUUUGGCUAUUUCCUACAACAACAUCGGUCUCGUGUAUAAGAACAUGGGUGACUACUCGAAAGCACUUGAACUUUACGAAAAAGCACAUAAAAUCUACGAAAAAGCUCUGCCUCCGAUUCAUCCUCAUUUGGCUACUUCCUACAACAACAUCGGUGGAGUGUAUAACAACAUGGGUGACUACUCGAAAGCACUUGAACUUUACGAAAAAUCACAUAAAAUCUACGAAAAAGCUCUGCCUUCGAAUCAUCCCAAUUUGGCUACUUCCUACAACAACAUCGGAGGAGUGUAUGAUGACAUGGGUGACUACUCGAAAGCACUUGAAUUUUACGAAAAAGCACAUAAAAUAAAAGAAAAAGCUCUGCCUUCGAAUCAUCUCGAUUUGGCUAAUUCCUACAACAACAUCGAAGGAGUGUAUGAUGACAUGGGUGACUACUCGAAAGCACUUGAAUUUUACGAAAAAGCACAUAAAAUAAAAGAAAAAGCUCUGCCUUCGAAUCAUCCCGAUUUGGCUAAUUCCUACAACAACAUCGGUCAAGUGUAUCACAACAUGGGUGACUACUCGAAAGCACUUGAAUUUUACGAAAAAGCACAUAAAAUAAAAGAAAAAGCUCUGCCUUCGAAUCAUCCCGAUUUGGCUACUUCCUACAACAACAUCGGUUUGGUGUAUAACAACAUGGGUGACUACUCGAAAGCACUUGAAUUUUACGAAAAAGCACUUAAAAUAAGAGAAAAAACUCUGCCUCCGAAUCAUCCUCAUUUGGCUGGUUCCUACAACAACAUCGGUCAAGUGUAUAACAACAUGGGUGACUACUCGAAAGCACUUGAAUUUUACGAAAAAUCACAUAAAAUCUACAAAAAAGCUCUGCCUCCGAAUCAUCCUCAUUUGGCUACUUCCUAUAACAACAUCGGUGGAGUGUAUAACAAAAUGGGUAACUACUCGAAAGCACUUGAACUUUACGAAAAGGAUCUCGAAAUCACGAAAAAAGCUCUGUCUCCGAAUCAUCCCGAUUUGGCUAUUUCCUACAACAACAUCGGUGCAGUGUAUUACCACAUGGGUGACUACUCGAAAGCACUUGAACUUUACGAAAAAGAUCUCGAAAUCACGAAAAAAGCUCUGCCUUCGAAUCAUCCCAAUUUGGCUAGUUCCUACAACAACAUCGGUCUCGUGUAUAAGAACAUGGGUGACUACUCGAAAGCACUUGAAUUUUACGAAAAAUCACAUCAAAUCUUAGAAAAUGCUCUGCCUCCGAAUCAUCCCAAUUUGGCUACUUCCUACAGCAAUAUCGGUCAAGUGUAUAACAACAUGGGUGACUACUCGAAAGCACUUGAAUUUUACGAAAAAUCACUUAAAAUUAAAGAAAAAGCUCUGCCUCCGAAUCAUUCCUCAUUGGCUACUUCCUACAACAACAUUGGUAUGGCGUAUUCCGGUAAAGGAAACUACUCGAAAGCACUCUCAUUCUUAGAAAAGGCACUUUCUAUCUUGCAAAAAUCACUUCCACCUAGCCAUCCUAAUAUUAUAGCGGUCAAAAACUCAAUUGACAAUGUAAAAAAGAAAAUGUAA